This is a messenger RNA of Haemonchus placei, 1407 nucleotides long. NCBI's taxonomy places the organism in Eukaryota, Metazoa, Nematoda, Chromadorea, Rhabditida, Trichostrongylidae. The record is from the annotation of a GenBank genome assembly.
AUGAACUGUGAAACAAAGCAUGCAUUGCAUUGUGCAGCUUUGCUCGGUUGGAUUCUAGGAUUUGCUUAUUUUUGUGGCGUAUUCACUGAACCUCAUUCCACUGUAACACUGAGCCCUUUUGAAAGUUAUGGAUACACUUGGACAACGUUUCUGUACCUUUUGCGUUUCACCGCUUUACUGGUACUUCCACAGUGCCUCUGCAAUCUUCUUGGCCUUGUUUUAUUCAAUGCAUUUAGGGAAAAGGUACCGUUAAAAGCUGCACCGUUACUGUCACCGUUUGUGUGCUUUCGGGUGGUUACAAAGGGUCAUUUUCCGCUCCUAGUCAAGGAAAAUAUAGCUACUAAUAUGAAGACAUGCUAUGACGCAGGCAUGGAAAAUUUUAUAUUUGAGGUUGUUACUGACAAGGCGAUUCAUUUGCCGCCUCAACCCCGAGUACGUGAAGUGGUCGUCCCGACGUCAUACAGGACCAAAAGCGGCGCAAAGUUCAAAGCUCGUGCUCUUCAAUACUGUCUAGAGGAUGAUGUCAACAUCUUGCAGGACAAUGACUGGAUCGUUCAUCUAGAUGAAGAGACGUUAUUAACAACAAAUGCGAUAUGUGGCAUUCUGAACUUCUGCGAAGACGGUCGUCAUCAAUUCGGUCAAGGGGUGAUCACAUAUGCAAGCGGGGAAAUUGUCAACUGGCUGACAACGCUGUCGGACUCCUUCAGAGUUGCGGACGACAUGGGUAAAUUACGACUUCAGUUCAAGCUCUUUCACAAGCCUCUUUUCGGUUGGAAAGGCUCCUUCGUUGUCACGCAGGUUGCUGCAGAACGAAAUGUGUCGUAUGACCACGGUAUGGAGGGAUCUAUAGCAGAAGAUUGUUUCUUUUCGAUGAUCGCGAUGAAACACGGGUACACUUUCGAUUUUAUAGAAGGUCGAUGUAUGUUCUCGAUUCUGAAUUCCAUUCACGAUGUGGGAUUUUCUGCAGCAGCGGAAACGUUGGCUACAGGGAAUUCUACUAACAGUCCACUCACCCCGGAUUGUAUGUCUUUUCUACUUAUUUCAAAUGGAAUGAAUCAAAGGCUUUCACUUGCGCUCCUUGCACUAUCACUGUAUGCAUGGGCCACUAUGCCGUUGACUUCUCUUCAAGUAUUUCUCUGUCCGCUCUUCCCCCUUCCUCGUUGUCUGCCGUUCGAUUUCGCGCUUUCUUUUGUUGGUGCUGUGAAUCUAUACAUGUAUAUAUUCGGAGUAGUAAAAUCAUUCUCACACAAAUACAGGAACAGCGCUUUUCGAUUGAUGGUCUAUCUAUUGGGAGCUCUAAUGACAAUACCAUUUAAUGUCAUUAUUGAGAAUGCAGCUGUACUAGUUGGAAUGUGUGGCCGAAAAGAUCAAUUCUACAUCGUUAACAAAGACAUACAGACCGUAUAG